This is a messenger RNA of Saccharomycodes ludwigii, 1548 nucleotides long. Its product is annotated as protein kinase subunit beta. The transcript has a single exon. Gene Ontology annotation, molecular function: protein kinase binding. Lineage: Eukaryota; Fungi; Ascomycota; Saccharomycetes; Saccharomycodales; Saccharomycodaceae. Gene Ontology annotation, cellular component: nucleotide-activated protein kinase complex; nucleus; cytoplasm. Gene Ontology annotation, biological process: signal transduction. The coding region runs from base 1 to 1548 and encodes 515 amino acids. The record is from RefSeq and is a predicted model, not a curated record.
AUGGAUAAUAAUAAUAACAAAUUACUCCAAGAUAUAUCUAUGUUAGAUAUUACUGAAAAUGGAAAACCAUACUUUAAUAAUAAAGACGGCAACGACACCAAUAAUGAUGAUUCCAAUAAUAAUAAUGGUAAUAAUACCUUACUACAUCAAAGCCUUUCUCAAAUGAGUAUUGAUGAUAAUUCAGAUGAAGAUGACGAUGGUUUAGACCAUACUGGAGUAACAAAUUUUACCAGGAAAAAAUCGACUUUAAUCUUUAAUGAUGAUGAUGAUUAUGCUUAUCACGAAAACGUGCAUGGUACCAGUUCUAGCGCUAAUGCAAAUGAUGAGCAUAUUGAAAAUGUAAAUUCGGUUAGUGGUUUAAACAUUAAUGAUAAUACCUCUGUAUCUUCUUCAUCUUCAGCAACCUCUACAACAUCCUAUUCUGCUACACCACCCAUAGUAAAUCAAGUAGUCAGUGAUACCAUCUCUACCUCCUCUUCCCAUAAUACUGUUCCUAAUGAUGAUAAAAAAAAAAAUAGUUUACUGGCUGUUGUUCCUGUUGAUAUAGUUUGGAAACAAGGUGGUACUUCUGUCUAUGUCACAGGUUCUUUCACUGAAUGGAGAAAAAUGAUCGCAUUAGUACCAUACAACGACGAUAACAAUAAUAACCAUGACAUCUUCCAUAUUGUAUUGCAAUUACCACCAGGCACACAUAGGUUUAGGUUUAUUGUUGACGGAGAAUUACGUAUUAGUGAUUUUUUACCACAAGCUACCGACCAAAUGGGUAAUUUUGUUAACUUUUUGGAAGUUGUGUUGCCACAGCAAGCAGAAGAGCAAGAAGAGCAGCAAAUGAAUGCAGUUGCUACUAAACCAACAGGAUCAGUACAACAACUGCCAACCAAUAAUAAUAACAACAGAAGAAAUGCUUAUAAAAUUGCAGGAACUGGUUUCACUACGUUAGAUCAAGCUUCUUCUGUUAAUAAGACAACUAGGGGAAAGAUGAGUAAUAGUUCCAGAUUAGCUUUACAAAUUGCACAAGAAUCAGAAAACGAGCCAAGAGAUAUUGGGAAUGGAUAUUCGAGGGUAAGUGCAGAAGAAACUAACAAUGCAGCUAUAUUAAUGAUGAAACCUAAAUAUGAAUACACUAUAGAUAUACCAGCUGUUUUUACUGAUCCGAGGGUGAUGGAACAAUAUUAUUUAACUUUGGAUCAACAAAGAAAUAACCAACAGUAUAUGUCGUGGUUAACUCCACCACAAUUACCUCCACAUUUGGAAAAGGUUAUAUUGAAUCAAUCACCUGGAAAUGUUACUAAUAGUAAUAAUAAUAAUAAUAAUAAUAAUAAUAAUAAUAAUACUGGUAGUAACACUAGCAUUAAUAAUGAUGUUAGCAAUAGCAGCACAUCCACCCAAACAAAUGAAAAUAACAGUGGUGCUUUGCCAAUUCCUAAUCAUGUUGUUUUAAAUCAUUUAAUUACCAGUAGUAUAAAACAUAACACUUUGUGUGUUGCUAGUACUGUAAGGUAUAAAAGUAAAUAUGCUACGCAAAUAUUAUAUGGGCCGUUGCAAUGA